UAGAUGCAUCGGAUUUCGGGAUCGGUGCUGUGCUUGCGCACAAAGUUGGCUCCCAUGAUCGUCCUAUUGCCUUUGCGUCCAAAUUGCUCUCGUCUGCGCAAAGAAAUUAUUCACAGAUAGAGAAAGAAGCUUUGGCUCUCGUGUUUGGUGUUACUAAGUUCCAUGAUUUCUUGUAUGGUCGUCAAUUUACCAUCAUCACAGACCACAAACCUUUGACAUCGCUUUUUCAUCCGACCAAGCCUGUACCUCCACGUACAGCGCAGAAAUUCAUUCGCUGGUCUAUUUUCCUCUCGCAGUACCGCUACGAUAUCUUGUAUCGGUCCACUGCUAAGCACGGAAACGCCGAUGCGUUGUCCCGUUUGCCUAUUGCUGAGGAUAAAGCAUUCGAUUCUUCCGAACUUGCUUGCAUGUUCAUUGAUUCGGAAACCGAUGAAGUGGUCGAAUCGUUUCCGAUUGAUUUUCGUCGUGUCGCUACAGCCACAGCUGCUGACCCUGUCCUUGCUACUGUUUUACGUUUUGUUGCUACGCAAUGGCCUUUGUCAAAGUCUCGGAUCGAGGAUCCGUUGGUUCGUCGAUUUUUUGCUCACAAGGAGAGACUUUUUGUUCGACGUGGUGUUUUGUUGUUGCGUUCUGAUAAUGAUCAGUCCAGAGUCGUGGUCCCACGUUCGUUACAGUCCUCUGUUUUACGGCUUCUUCACCAAGGACAUUGGGGUAUAGUGCGAACGAAACAACUUGCUCGUCAGCACUGUACUUGGUUCGGAAUCGAUGCUGCGAUUACGAAUAUGUGUUCUUCGUGCCCGGCGUGUGCCGAACAACAGUCCGCACCGCCGCGGAAAGUCUUUGCAUGGCCAAAAGCCACUUCCCCUUGGCAACGCUUGCACAUUGAUUUUGCUGGUCCAUUCUGGAAUGCUCGAUGGUUGGUUCUGGUCGACGCCUUCAGUAACUUUCCUUUUGUUGUCCGGAUGUCUUCCACGACGUCCUCCGCCACCAUCCAAGCGUUGUCUGCUAUCUUUUGCAUUGAAGGUCUUCCGCAGACUAUUGUUUCCGACAAUGGCCCACAAUUCAUGUCCGCAGAAUUUCAGUCAUUCUGCCAGGCCAAUGGUAUUCAACAUCUGACAUCCGCGCCGUUUUCGCCUCAGUCCAACGGUGCCGCUGAACGAUUGGUCCGGACUUUCAAGUCACAGAUGUUGAAAUUGAAAGAGUCGCAUUCUCGGGAGGACGCAUUGUUGCUCUUUUUGUCUUCGUAUCGCUCUCAGCCCCGAGAUGGUCGCUCGCCGGCUGAGUUGCUCCACGGUCGUCCUCAUCGCACAUUGAUGUCUUUGCUGCAUCCGCCGCAUCAGGUUCCUGUGCAGCGGCAGACUCCUGCUUUUGCUCCAGGCGACGUUGUAUUUUAUCGCAACUAUCGAGCGCCGCAGACGCCGCGAACAGUCGCCAGUGCACUGCACUACCCGGCGCGGCGCUGCCCCGCCGGUGACCCAGUUGCGCGACGGCCGCCGACUAAUGACUGGCGUACACACACACCUCGCCUCGCCUCUGCCGGACCGGCCGGCCGGCCGCAAGGACGCCCCACGCCGCGCCGCACUGGCGCCAGCGCCGUCGCCCUGCCGGGACGCACUUUCUCUCCAAGGAAACGCGGCACGGUGCGGCGGCCUACAUUCACCUGCAGCUAUUCACUCGGAGCUGUAUCGGCUUUCAAAAUACCAUCACGGUCAGGCGCCACGCUACGUGACACAAUGGUGAGACACUGGAGUCGUAAUCCUCCUCCGUGGAUGAGGCCUCAAACACUGACUGGUGAGGUGGGUGCCAUGCGGGUUACAGCACGUUCAUUCAGGUGCUGGUAG
Messenger RNA from Schistocerca serialis cubense, 1841 nucleotides. RefSeq lists its product as uncharacterized. Gene Ontology annotation, molecular function: nucleic acid binding. The record is from RefSeq and is a predicted model, not a curated record. Gene Ontology annotation, biological process: DNA integration. Lineage: Eukaryota; Metazoa; Arthropoda; Insecta; Orthoptera; Acrididae. The transcript is spliced from 3 exons. The coding region runs from base 408 to 1841 and encodes 477 amino acids.